Messenger RNA from Rhinolophus ferrumequinum (greater horseshoe bat), 1922 nucleotides. It is a transcript of the gene PSMD9, whose product is annotated as proteasome 26S subunit, non-ATPase 9. The record is from RefSeq and is a predicted model, not a curated record. Gene Ontology annotation, molecular function: protein binding. Gene Ontology annotation, cellular component: nucleus; cytoplasm. Bases 124 to 795 code for a protein of 223 amino acids. Gene Ontology annotation, biological process: proteasome regulatory particle assembly. The transcript is spliced from 6 exons. Lineage: Eukaryota; Metazoa; Chordata; Mammalia; Chiroptera; Rhinolophidae.
CUCACGCCUCCCCGCGCUCGCGGCCGGCCGAGGUGUUUUGGCCCGCGGGCGGAGCCGUAGUCAGUCUCCCCCGCGUCUGCGACCGGGAAAGCGGGUGUUCAGAAUCCCCGGUGGAGGUGCACGAUGUCGGAGAAGGAAGAGAAGCCGAGCGCAGGCUUUCCGCAGGCCGGCGCGGUGACUGUCAGCGACAUCCAGGAGCUGAUACGGCGCAAGGAGGAAAUCGAAGCGCAGAUCAAGGCCAAUUAUGACGUUCUGGAGAGCCAAAAAGAUAUUGGGAUGAACCAGCCUCUGGUGGACUGCGAGGGCUACCCCCGCUCCGACGUGGACCUGUACCAAGUCCGGACUGCCAGACACAACAUCGUCUGCUUGCAGAACGAUCACAAGGCAGUGAUGAAGCAGGUGGAGGACGCCCUGCACCAGCUGCACGCUCGCGACAAGGAGAAGCAGGCCCGGGACAUGGCUGAGGCCCACGAAGAGGCUGUGAGCUGCAACCUGGGCCUGAGCGAGGCCCUCGCCCCACCUCAGGCCUUCGCCAAAGUGAACAGCAUCAGCCCUGGCUCCCCCGCCAGCCUCGCGGGUCUGCAAGUGGAUGACGAGAUUGUGGAGUUUGGCUCCGUAAACACCCAAAACUUCCAGUCACUACAAAACAUUGGCAAUGUGGUACAGCACAGCGAGGGGAAGCCCCUGAAUGUGACAGUGACCCGCAGAGGGGAGAAACACCAGCUUAGACUUGUCCCAACACGCUGGGCGGGAAAAGGACUGCUGGGCUGCAACAUUAUUCCUUUGCAAAGAUGAUUGUCCCUGAGGAACAAUAACAGGAGAGCAUCUUCCCUUGCCUUGGACUUGGGUCUAGUGGGGUUUCCUCCUCCUCUCCCUGAAGCUUAAGGACCUGGAAGAGUCUGGAAGCUGCACUUCUAGAUGAUGGAAGCGCUGUGGCCUCCCACUGUAAUCUCUCGGGAUUUAAGGCACUGUUAAAAACUUGAUCGUGUUUAGCAUCUUUUGCAGAUUAGGCCAUGGCCUUAUGUGGGAAUCCUCUGAUUGUGGGCAAGUGGGCGGGAGUUAUUCUGGGAGGUGCUGUUGUGACUUUAUUCUUUUAGGAGUUAUUUCCCCCAAAUAAACACAGGUUUAUAAUGCUGAUAGGACCAUGUUAUCACCCCAACUGAAUUUCAUAUGAACCUCUCAGACCAGGAGUUAGAACACCCUUAUAGAAAGUUGGGUUGAACAAACCAAACCGACAAUUGUGCCAAAGUCAAAUUUGACCAACAGCAUUUUAGGAAUAUCAUCUUUUAGUGAAUGGGGUUUCCAGACACUCUGGCUUCCCCAUCAUCAUCUGUACCACGGCAUUGCUGCUCUGGAUACAGAAAUUGCAUCCUCAGCAGUUGGACUUCCAGGACCAGAAUUACUCCCUUUAGGAAUAGGGAAACGCAAGCAGCUCAGUGAGGUGUCAGCUUUUUUUACAUAACCCAUCAACGGGCAACAAGCUCUCUUCACUUCUAGAAUAAAAAAGUCUGCAAAUUAGCUUCUAAUUUGACUCUUUUAUAAUUGACCCUCCUUGUCAGGCCCUCAGAUCAGCACUAUUUUGUAAAUAGUUCGUGCAGACCACUGUCUCUCUUUCAGAGAUCUGGCACCUUUUGCGGAGGCAUGCCUGUUUGUGUUCCUUGGGUCUGGAUUUCCUUGGGUUGGCUACACAUACUCGCUUGUCCUGAAGAGUCGGUAUUGGGGUGUGCUUCCAGCCAUGGGUUCUCAUGCUCAGCUGGAAUGCCUUCCUGUGAGUGUGUUCCCCAGACGGUCAUAUAUCCACAUGUAUGUCCUCCACAUGCUGUGUUUACUAAUGUUUGCUGUUUAAAUUGUGUUCUAAUUCCAAGUAUUUUCCAAUCUCUUUUUAUAAGACUUAGAUGAUAAUAAACACAGCUUGUCCCAUC